Molecule: messenger RNA, 10239 nt
Organism: Stegostoma tigrinum
Lineage: Eukaryota; Metazoa; Chordata; Chondrichthyes; Orectolobiformes; Stegostomatidae
Product: meiosis-specific coiled-coil domain-containing protein MEIOC-like
Exons: 8
Coding region: 798-3470 (890 amino acids)
Biological process (GO): female meiosis I; mRNA stabilization; male meiosis I
Cellular component (GO): cytoplasm; nucleus
Source: RefSeq, a predicted model, not a curated record
ACACACACACAGACAGACACACACUAUCCAAAACGGUAUACUUAUUGCUGAGGGGAAUGCCCACAGGGGAUCUCUGCACUGUCUGUCCGUCCCCUUUCCUCCCCGUAACUGUAACCCAUCUAUCCUUGUCCUGAGCCUUAGGAGUGACCAACUCCCGGUAACUCCUCUCAAUUACCCCCUCUGCCUCCCGAAUGAUCCGUAGUUCAUCCAGCUCCAGCUCCAUUUCCCUAACACGGUUUUCAAGGAGCUGGAGUUGGGUGCACUUCCUGCAGAUGUACCCAGCGGAGAUGUGUGCCAUGUCUCCCACCUGCCACAUUCUGCAGGAGGAGCAAGCAACUGCCCUAGCAGCCAUACCCCACUUACCUGAACACCCACUCAGUACUAAAGUAGAAAUCUUAGUUCAAGUUGCUAUAAACUUAAUAACAAACAUAUUCAAUAGAGAAAGUUUAGAAUGAACCUUACCUUAUUAACUAGGUUAGAGGAGGAGGACGGGUGGGAGACACUACAGUUGUAGAGUCUCUGGUUUAGCCACCUUGCUGAUAUACAUGGUUACUGCUUUCCUUCCCGGCUGCCCCUCUGGUCCUUGUCACUUCCUCCGCUGCUCCCGCUCCUUCUGUGAAAGAGAAAAACACCACUGCCCGCUACCGCCUGAGCCUGCCUCAAAGUUUGCAAACCCUUACAUUGAUUGCAAUGGUACUGAUGUGGAAAAGGGACCUGAAUUUCUCCACAAGAAAUUGGGCUGUUCAGCUUCCUCCUUCAGUCAUCAUUAAUCACGGGUAGUUUAGUAAGGACAUAACAUGGAACAGCAGCUUUUCUCAACUUCUCUGUUAAGUGGCAUCAGCAGUUCUACACCUUCUGUGGAUCCAGCUAUUUUAUACAGCCAUUGGUCCGUGUUUGCUGAUGAUAGUGUACCUCCAGUUACUUUUCAUGAUGGACCUAAACAGAGGGCCCAGUUUAGUUUGUCAGAUUCCGGAAAUACACCUGAUUUAUUUGGCCUGGUCUCCAGCAUACUGGAUGAACCUGACAAUCCAGAAUCAUUAUCUGACUGGGGUUCAUCCUCUAGGUUAUUUCAGUCAAUUUGGUCGAAUGCAAAUGGGGAUUCUAUUGAACCAACUUUGAAAAAUAACAUGGAUCACAGUAGAAUUGCAAAUCGUUUCGGCAUUUCUCAGUACUAUGAAGAAAACUCUCAGGCUUUAUCUGAAACAGGAAGAUUUGAUGAACUUUUUCAGGAUUUUCAAGGUUGUAAUCUUUCAGAAUCAUGGAAGUCCAUGAUUAGCAAGGAUACCAAUCAGUGUGAUUCUCAACCCAGAGAUUUCUCAUCCUCAACAAGAAACAAUGUUAUGCCUCGUAAAGAAGGCUUCACCUUCCAGGCCAAGGAAUUUGACUGUUGUUUACGAGAUUAUGAGGAAGCAGAAAGGGACGUUUCUGAUUUUACUACACAUAACUUUCAUAAUAAUUGUGGCAAUAGUAACACAAACACACGCAUGGAAUACUAUAAAACUGACUGUAUUAGAGAGAAUAAAUUUGUAGCAUUUGGAAUUAAAGAUCACAGUCAGAAUUCUGAAAGUAGUUAUGGCCCUCAUGUUGGUGAACUAUGGGGCAAGGUUUUGCAGGAAAAACAACCAAUUCAAAAAGGAUAUGAAGACUUCAAUGCCAGAUCUCUUAAAAAUAACUGUUCUGUUUCGCAAAUGAACUUCUGUGGGCAGCACAUUUCCAAGGAGAAUGGCUUUGUGGCUGAUAUAAACCGAAAAUCUGCAUUAGACUUUCCAAAACAGGAAAACCAUACUCGUGUUUUACGAGGCAACUUUGAGAAUCAGUGUGAAAAGCUUCAACAGAAUUGUUUAGAUGGUUUCCCUAUGUCAUCAGAGUAUGUUAAUUUGACAAACAUUAUGCCACAGAGUGAUGAGUAUAGUCCUCAUUCUUCCCAAAGUAGCCUAUUGUGGUCUGAUAGCAAUAUGUUGAGCUCCUCUGGUGAGCCUAGUCCGGUUUUUAGAAAAGAUGGGAAUGUCAUUUCAACCAGCUCUCAAACGUCAACUAUUUCUGCUGUAAGUAGUGGUUCUUCAACACAAUUGCCGAUUACUGGUGCCCUUCAACCUACAUAUUAUACUUCAGCAACUCCAUUGGAAUCCUUAAGGCAAAAUGAAUGCCAAAAAUUUCCUAACAAUACCAUUAGCAGUUGGAGUUCUUCCAAUGCUGGUGUCCAGAUGCAAGAACAAAAGAAGACUACCACAUCAGUACAGAAUGAAUCUUCUACCACCAGAAAUAAUCAAUUUCGAAAACGGUGUACUGGCUUUGGUAACAACUGGUUACAACAUUGCAAUGAUGAGUCGGGGAAAUAUUUCAGAUUUGCCAAUAAACAUGGACAUAAUGGUGCUAGCAACAGAGAUGAUAAGAGAGGGCGGAAAAAUGGAUAUCCACAUUCUUUGCAGUCGGGUCCUUUUGGUCAAAAUCACCAACAAUGUAAUGGUUAUAGAAAACAAGAUCAGGAUGGUAGCAGUUUGUCUGAUUUCAUUAAUCAUUCCUUUGUACCUCCAUUCCCAUUCAUGUUGCCUGAUUUUAAGCAGAAUCAAAACUUCUCUCAAUUUGGCCCACAUGGGUUUUCCUCACCUAGUUUUCCUUUCUCUCCUUCAACAUUUCCAUUCCCUGAAUUAAUUGACUUUUUUCAUCAUGAUGACUUUAAUCAGCUGCACCCUUUUAUGAAUGACCUUUUUGGUGGAGAUGUGAUCGCACCCUACUUUGGUUUUCCACCACCUUUUUCCAAGUACAGACCUAUGAAAAAUCGUAGUGGUCCAGCAAAUGAACUUCACAUUCGACUGGAAGAGUGUUAUGAGCAGUGGCGGGCUUUGGAAAAGGAGAGGAAAAAGACUGAAGCAGAGCUUGCAAGAAAUUUUCCUGGAAAGCGAGUGUCCAGUUCAAACAAUACUCCUAUUCCUCGCCUGCCUUCCAACCCUUCAAGAGUAGAUCGUUUAAUUGUUGAUCAGUUGCGUGAACAAGCUAGGGUUUUGACUUUGCUUGGAAAAAUGGAACGUCUUCAAAGUUCUGCUAUUCAUGCUAAUAUAACUUCAACUCUCAAUUGUCAUUUGGAAGCCAUUCAUGUCACACAAGCACGUCGUAAAGAUGAAAUAAUUAAUGCUGCAAAUCGUCAGAGACAGGGAGCACCUCGCUACAAUGAUGACAAGGAUGUGUUGGCUCUGGCAGCUGCCAUAAAGGAUUUGACCACUUCAACACGUAAGGCCCGUACUGCCCUCUGGUGUGCAUUGCAGAUGACCUUGCCAAAAUGUUCCCUGGCGACUGUAGUCAGGCAAGUUGAAAUUGAAAAAGCACUAAAACAGCUUGGUCAAGGGAAUGCUACUAUCAAGAACGAUGACAAGAGACUCACUGAAGAAAAAAUGGUGGAAAAGCCUGAAUCUGACCUUGCUGGAUAUGCACCAAUAAAAAUGGAAAUUGUUUGUAAGAAAGAAGUGUGUUGAAAAAGUAACAGCUCAAAAUGCAAUUGCGUUCUGUGAGUUCUCCUUUGGAAUAUGUCAAACUGUGGAUGAAGUGUUUAAAGCAGUAUUGCGGUAUUUGUUUGCAUUGUGUGAACUUUUAGGAUUAAUGAUGAUCCAAGUGUUUUCUUUUAUAAAAAGCUUGCCGAAAUUUGAAAUUAACCUGGUAAUCUUAAUGGUAAGGGCAAGUUGAUUAUCUGAGAAGAGAGAGAGGAGCAAUGAUGUGGAACAAUGUUGCUUGGUUAUCAGUUUCUGAGAACAAUGAAAUUUGAUCUCAGUGCAGUGUGAAAAUAUUAUUUCUAAUCACAGUUUCUGAAAGAUCCUGAUGCUACGUUUGUGCUGUAAGAAGUAAUUUCAGCUGCAUCAGGAUAUUGACAAACUUAUUUCUAUUUGAAACUGGCUUUGGUAUAGGUUAAUAUCAUCUGAUUGUAACCAGGUUGUUCACGAGAUUGCACCACAUCUUGUGUAGAAGUGGGGAGAAACCAAAUAAUUGCUGAUCUUUUUUUAAACUACUGAAACAAGAAUUUGAAUUUAGUGAAUGAAGUAAGAAAUAAUGAACCACUGUGGCAAUACUAAGGGAGUACAGUACUGUUUGCAGUUUUAUGUAGCACCCAUUUCGACCUGAUUUUGACAUUGGGGACGUGUCAAGAAUUUGUCAUUUGCUUCUUUUUAGUUUCUAAACUGCAAUAUAAUUUCUACUGAGUUGAAUUUAUUCAAAAACCCGAUCAGUGAAGCAAGUUCUUUUAUGCUUUAUGGUUAUGUAGAAUAUUUCUUAAUUACACUUUAGAUUAUGAAAUAUUAUUGAAAACUUAAAAAAUUCCAUUCUGAUGAACAUUUAAUAAUUAUCAUUAGACUUGUUUAACUGAGGAUUAACACACAGUCAGAACAAUUGUUACACUGAACUUUGUUUAAAAAAAGUAAUGGUGCUAAAAUCCACUAGAAGUGAACAGUUUCAUUAUAGAAUAGGUUAUUUUCAUAUUCUACUGAAAUUCCAUGUCAUUGCAGAAUUUGUUAAAACCCAGUCUUUCUUUUGAACUAGCGUACCCUUGUCAGAUUCUAAAUUUAGUUUAGGCACUGGAAUUUUGGUACAGAAAGGUACUUUCCAUAGUUUUGUGAUACCAAUAAGAUUUGAAAGAGUUUUUAGAAAAACAAAAUCGAGAUCUGAUUCUUUCUAAAUUAAAAAUAACUGCAUAGACAAUUAGGAAUUUGAUUACUUCAUCUCAAAUGUUUCUUCAACUUUACUUUGUAGUCAGGUGAAUAAAUCAGAUUGUAAUGGCAACUGAUACAAUGAGAACCAAAAACAGGGCUAUUUGAAAAAAAUGUAUAUGCCUAUCCAAUGAGCUAACAAGAUUUUCAUAACUCACUGGUUAGGAAAUUAUAUUAAUUACUUAACAAUUAUAUUUGAUAUUAUUUGCUUAAAAAUGUACUAUUAUGUGCCUGUGCAUCUGAAGAACAAUUAGCUAAUUACGUCAAGCAAUUAAAAACAGUCAUUCAGUUUUCAGCUUGGUGAGUUAUUUAGUCAUAGGUUCCCUUUUUUCAGAUGAUCAAACUGAAAGAAUUGUACAUGCAACAAGAUCCAUGGCAAUUAAACAUGCACCAGUAAGUUUUUAAAUUGAUUUCACUUCAUAAAUCAGAUCCAUUCUUCAAUUUGAACUCUAGAAACGGAAGGGAGGUUAGAAAGAAUGAUAUUUUUGUAACUUGUCUGAUUGCAGUUAAUAGCCUAUGAAACUAUUUGGUGCCAUAUUACAGUUAUCUAAUUAUUAACAGUCUACUAGAAUCAAUAUAUUCUCCAGACAUGUAACAUAUUUCAUUUUGAAACUGUUAAUUUUAUUGCAUUACUGCUUCUUCUCAAGCUAAUGAUGCAUGAUAAUUCAUGGUGUAUUGUACCUUGUACAUGUGCAUUUGAGCAUCUACAUCUGAGUGCUGGUAGGUCACCACUAAGUAUAGACCUAUUAUAAUCAAACCUAAACCAGCAUUCACACACUCGGCUGCAGAAGCGGUCACUAGAUAGCAUUAGCUUUGUCCUAAGUAUUUUUAUUCUUUUUCACUUCAUUGGAGAUACUUGGAUUUUUUAAAAAUAACUUGCCACACGGCUGUAAAACUAUCCCAUUGUAGAAAACAUCCAAUUUUCAGUUUUCCUUCAAAUCAGCGUCAGUCUCGUACCAUGUUAAAUUUAGAAAUUGAUUCGCCAUCAGUCCUGACAUGUUCUGGUUUCUUUGGCUAAUGACUAUAUGAUGUGCACUUGCCAACUAAUAAAAUGUUUGAAGCACAUUCUAAUAUUUAACUGCACUGUUAAGUACUGCCUCAACUACAUUUUUCGUUUGGGAGGCAGGAGUUGUUGUCAAGUAACAGGGAGAAAAUGACUUGUUUCUAUGAGUUUCAGCUCCCAUUUUAAGAUGAUAAUUUCUGUGCUGAAUGUGUUGCAUCAUAUUUUAUUCAGGAAGAGAAGUAAACAAAAAUGACUAACUUUCCUAAUCUCUCAAAUAGGGAUGCCAAAUGAGACAAAAUAAUUUGAAAACAUCAUAAAGCAAAUUGAUUUUUUUUCAGCAAAAGUAAAGUUUCUUUCAGGUUAUAAAUUUGAUUCCUUUGUAAGGAAAAUAAUAGCAUGUUAACGACAAAUAAAAAUUCAGCAGCAUCUUGACUGACCAUUGUUCCUUUUAAAUUUUUGUUGAUUUCAGUAGGGUGCAUUGCUCAGUUCUGGAAUCUGGAGUCCAGUUUUUCUUUUCCCAUGAGGUUUUUUUUAAAAUUGAAGUUGACUAGUUGACAAGUUAGGAAAAAGAUUCCAUGACUGUUUAAAUACACAUGUUAAACCACAGUGUUUUGAAGGUGGGGGAAACAAGAAUCAUUUAUACUAUUGAGCAUCUUUUGUUUGCAUCAUCCGUUCCACGACCCAUAUCUUCAAAAUGGUGAAACAAUUGUAAAAAUUGAAAUUCUAGCAGUAAUACUGAUGACCUUUUGUCAUCAAUGAGAAGUCUUUUCCAGUAUGUUUUAUGGAUCUUAAUGAAGCAUUCCUUAAAAAUUGCUGUUGAAAAUAAAAAUUUGUGGUUAAUUAAGGAAAGUGACAUCUUUUUGAUAUAUUGUCAUUAUGUAGUGUAAAAUCUGCAGAAAUUAUCAUUAAAACAUAGCUUGUCAGAUUAAUUAUUUUAAAAAUUUAAAUCAAAAGGCAUAGAAUUGAACACUUUUAACAAAAAUUAACGAUGAUGAACAUGGGAAGAAAGACUUUCUGCUUGCCCUCAGCGAAAUUCUGUGUUCUUUGUAAAUUGGCUGUUACAGUAGCAUACAAAUUAAACCUUUGUUACCUCUUUCACUAAUCUGUGUUUUUAAAAAAAUUCCAGUUGUACUGAUAUUUAACCUAUUUGAUAAUUAUCUUGUUUGCAUGUUUUGACUUAAUUUUUUUGAAAAUGGAAGUUAAAGCAACCCACCCGAAAAAUAUAUGUUUGUCUCAUGAUGCAAAUCAGCCCAAUACUAAAUAAUGAAAUGUUGAUCAAAAGUGGUAACUGGACUGCUUUUUUGAAAUUCAUUCUUCCAAUCUAAAAAGCUAUGUUUUUCUACUGAAUUAUUUAUAAUCUACUCACUCUCAAAAACAAAAAUGCUUUUUGAUACGUGAUUGGCUGAGGCUGUUGAAUUAGGAAACAGAUGACAGCUUUGAGUUAUCUAUUUUGAGAAUCUAGGACCAGAACUGGACGCAAAUCUAGGAACAAAAGUUUUACUUGCUCACUUGAAAAACAUUCACCAGAAUCCUGUUGAGAUAAUUAUAAAUAUAAUUGUAAACUGCUCUACUGAGGAGGAAUAAUCCAACUUGUUUAGCAUGGUAUUUAACAUAGUGCAAUCUUUGUAACGUAGUCAUCAUCACAGCAUUACAGAACUAAAAGACUGAAUAAAUGAGUAUGAGUGCUACAUAACUUGAGUAAUUUCAUUUUAGUCUAUAAUUUGCAUAAACUGUUAAGGAAAGAAAAAGAACUGUUACUCAGGAUUAGUUCUUAGAUUCACUAACUCUCUAUGGUGGGGAAAUAAUAAAUGUUCUACUUUGAUUUAGCAAGCACUUAAUGAAAACAAAAUUGAUUUUUUUUGUAAUAUCAGUUUAAGGGAUUAUAAUUUUUAAAGCAUACCAUAUUUAUUUUAAUAUUGAUUCAAUUUUAAUUUAAAUUCAUAUUUAGUAUCUAAUGUACUGUAUUAAUGGGAUUAUUCUUGCCAAACCUUGCUAAUCAGAUUAACUGUUUACUCAGGAAAUAUAUAUUUAAUAUUUAGUUUUUUGGGUUGUAUGUGCAAAGUAUUUUUCACAAAUUUAACUGUGUACAGUACUAGGUUACCAAAGCUAUUUUUGUUUAACUGAUUUAUUUCUAGAAUUCUGGAACCAUUUAGCGACUAGAGACAUUCUAUUAAAUAGAUCUAGUCAUAAGGUAGUUUUCAUACUUGGGCUUAGACAAUCAGAAGUCUUGCAUCUUAAAGCAUUGUGAAUGUAGAGAAGGAUUGAGAUAUUUAUAGGACUAUUAACAUAGGUCAAAAUUGUUUUUUCAUUCAUAUUACACUACUUAACUCUUGUCAAUUUAAUGCUUUUAAUAAAAAUAACCAUGUGAUCUUAUUUUUUUGAAAAAUGGUAUUAUAAACCAGGUAGUAUUCAUAGUUUAUAUUUGGAGAGAUUGGCUCAGGGAGAAAUCUCUUUGGGACUAUUCUAACUAUGAGAUUUGAUUUAAAGGCAAAGUAGUAGCUCCCACCGAAAUUACAUUAGUUUUGCAUAUGCAUAAAAUUAUUAAAAGGCAGCAUUGAGACUCUUUGGGCUUAAUUAUCUUAAGAUCUAUGGUUAAAACCAACCAACAAUCAUUUUUUAAUCAUUAUGAUUCAUCACAGAAUGUAGGCAUUGCUGGCUGGGCCAGUUUUAUUGCCCAUCCCUAAUUGCACAGUUCAUAGAGGACACUUAAGAACCAACCACAUUGCUGCAGGUCUGGAAUCUCCUCUUCAAAUUGAAACAGUUGCAGAAACGGUAGUCUGAAUAACUUCCCAAAUUUGAUCCCAUGUUUCAUUUUAUAUAGUUUUAAAAAGAUUCUUUUAAAUGGAAUAUACAGAACAUAUUUUAUUCUUAAUCUGCUAAAUUAAUUUCAUAGGCAGUCAGUAAAUGCAAAUUGUUGAGCAUUGUCACAAAUAUUACUUCCUUUAAAUGUUCAAUUAAACGACCAAAUUCAUUUUGUUUAAAAGUCAUGUCAUGCAUGUUGUUAUGAAAAUGUAAAACAUUUACUAGACACCAUAAGCAUUACCCCUACCAGCAACUCCACCCACAAUCUUGGGCUUUCAAGCACAGAAGUAAAAACUUUAUAUCUUUGGUGAAUGCUUGUGGUCACAACACUAUGCCUUGAAGAUGAUUGUUUAGUUAUAAUUUACCAAUCAAUUAAAACAUAACCAGUACUACAGAGCACUAUUUUGCAUUCCCUGAAUUACCCUAAUUUAUUUUUAUUAAGGCAUAUAUUUUACUGGAGGCUGUUAAUAGUUUGGGAUUGUUCAAAGGGAAAAAGUUUCCUUUUAGAAAAGUGAAUUUUAAAAUUUGAAAAUUGAAUUUUUGAAACAUUCCAGGUACAUUCAUCUGUGGAAAAGAAUGAAUACACUUAAUCUUUAUGGUCCACACACAAUUUAGCAACCAAUGUUUCUGAAUUUUUAAAGGAAAUGGUUUUCAGUCAAAAUCCAAGGUAUCAAUGCUGCCUUUUAAAAUCCAGAUUGCAACAUGCCUUUGUAUAAUAGGUUUACAGUUCUCAUUUUUGGUAUAAAUUUUAUGGAAAUAGUUUGCUACAGAUUUUAAUAAAGCAUUAAAACCGUACACAUUAAAUGUACGGCAAUGUGACCUACAUAAAGAAGGGAAUAAAAAGAUGAUUUGCUUGUGCAUUUUUGAAAAUCUUAGAUUUUGUUUACACAAAUUUAUUUUUGUAGCCAUACUGGAUUGUGCUCUGGUAAUGAAUGUAUUGGGCAUUGUAGAUUCCUUUUUGGGUUACAUAUGUUAAUUUGUAUUCGUGGUGUGUGUAAUCUUUCUAAAUCAUUUUGUGCAUUUUAAAAAUGGUAAUGUGCCUUUUACUGAUUUUUAUUUUAAAUGGUUAAAAAGCUGUAUUUAUGUUUGGAUUCAGCCGCUAUGUUAUUACUGAUGUUUAAAAUAUUGUUAGUUUCUGCUAGCUUUUCACAAAUGAGUUAUAUAAUGCGUGACAAUGUAUAGCUAACAGUGCUGCAUGCUAAUUUUCUUAAAUGUAUUUGUAUUAGUCUGGUUCAGUAAAAGGCAUGAGGCACUUGCGUAAUAGUACUAUUGUGAAAUCAGUCAACCUUCACGGUAUUUACUGGCAUGGAAUGUAAUUUAUGCAAUAAUCUAAACUGUAUCCUCAUGAAAUGAAGAGUAUGUUAUCCAUAAUGUCAGUAUCUUCCUUGUUGGAUCAAUGUGAAAUUUGCUAACAACUUAAUAGUUUUUAGGUGCUGGAAUGUUAUGGAGCGCCUACUUUCCCCUUUCUUACUGAAUAUGUUCAUUUAACAAGAAGGGGUUUGCCCUCAAUACCUCUGCCCUUAGUUGAAAAUUUAAACAUUGCGGUACUUCAAUAUUUCCAAGUUUUUAAAUGUUUAAUCAUGUGUUUUGCCUUGAUCACCAUUGUUAGAUUUAAUACAAUAUACAGGAAAUUUGGUUUGCCGAAAGAAAGAUGUUGACAUGAUUGCCCCACAAGAACACCUAAUUAUAUUCAGGGGAGAUUUAAUUAAUGUAAUCUGUUAGCUUUGCAUCAACAAAGGUGGG